AUGAUUAACGAGCGUGACGACGUGCUUGAGGGCUACGCGCUGGAGCUGAUCAACGAUGACGGAGGUUGCGAUAUAGCUGACCGUGCAAGAAUCAGUCUUGUGCGGCGUAUUAUCGCCGAGAGGGGCCACAGGGCCGUGGUAGGGAUCAUCGGUCCUGGCUGUUCCACCUCCUCGUUAGCAGUGUCUGUCCACACCAGCCAUCCGGAGAUCGCCCUCCUAAACCUGCACCUUGCCGGAACCCCGUUACUGGAAGACCGCUCGCAGUUCGGCUAUGCAGUUGGAUUGUUAGGAACCUCGUACGCAUUUGUUCAUGCUGCGGCAGCGCUAAUGAGUGAAGGUAACUGGACGCGGAUAGCUGUAUUGUACGACGAUGAACGGGUAUUCUUCCUAUCAACGUAUCAGGCCCUGGAAAGAGAUCUCCAGAAGUAUGUUCCAAAUGCCUCUAUUGCCUAUACGAGUGCUGUGUACGACACCUACUUUCCUCUGUCUGAUAUAGUGGCGCUUGAUAUACGUGUAAUCAUUGUUCUGACUGGCUUAGAGUUUGCACAUAAAAUCAUGUGCCUUGCUUCGUAUAACGAAAUAACGUACCCAAGAUAUCAGUGGGUAUGGAUGAAUAGGAAUGUUUCUGAGUUUAAUGACACGCUGCUAUUCGCAUAUGACUCCAGGGAAUACGUUUGCUCCUAUGAAAACUUGCAGUCUGCACUGUACAACAGCAUCUUUGUGAACUAUGUGCUACAAAGACAUGACGAAGAACUUACAAAAGCACACAUCACAUACCAACAGUAUUGGGACAUGUACAAUCACCUGGUGGAACUGUACAACAAUAACCAGUCAAUGUACGAAGCACCAGGGGACCCCAGCGCAGUCGUGCAAACAAAUGUGUAUGCAACACUAGUGUUUGAUGCCAUAUGGGCUAUUGCUCUUACUCUUAGCAAAGUUGAACCCUUUGUCAACUUGACUGCAUAUGGACUGGGUCUAGGCCAGACUGAGGAAUCAGAUAUCAUUAGGGACAUCCUCUACAACAAUGAAUUUCAAGGAAUAUCUGGUCCCAUACAUUUCAAUGCUUCAAGUGGCUACACUGAAAGAACAAUAGAAGUUGGCCAAGGCCUUACAAAAAAUGGUUAUCAACUGAUUGGUUAUAUUGAAGGAGAAAGUUUUAAAUUCAAUGUUGUUUCUACACCUGUCCUUGUACCGGGGGAGUUUCAAGAACGAGGCCUAGAAGUGGUGAAUUCUGGAAUUGCUGCCUUCUUUUCCAUAAUCACACUCCUGAUUACGUCACUAACUGUCAUUGCACAUGUCUUUACGACAGUAAACCAUAUGCACCCUUCUGUUAAAGCCCAAAGUCCAAAACUGAACCAAAUAUCCUACUGCGGAGCUUACCUUUUCUCAGUUGGGACACUGCUAAGUAUAGUAUACAAAGCAGUAACUUUGGAGCCCGACACUUACGGAGCCUUUUGUCAAGCAAUUUGGGCUUGGUUUUUCUCCAUUUCAUUUUCAGUGUUCUUUGCUCCGAUAUGUGCCCGCACAUGGAGACUCUACAGGAUUUUCACUCACUACCUUAAUCCAGGGCCGCUAAUAUCAGACCAAGUGUUGCUUUCGUUCAUUGGUGUAUGUGUGAGCUUUGACAUAUUGCUGGCAACUGUGUGGACCAUAUUAGAUCCCUUUAGAGGGGAGGAAUACCGUGACGAUAUCAGUGUAAGUGGAGACUUCUCCAGUCGACUUGGCUGCUACUGUGAGCACACUGCCAUCUGGUUCUCUGCAGUCUAUCUUCUGAAAAUAACCCUUCUGCUUGCAACAGUGCUAAUCUCAGUUCUCACUCGGGAUAUAUCAAACGAGAAAUUCAAAACGUCCUAUCUUCGAGUGUUUGUUUAUCUCUUUGCUCUAACUUGGAUAAAUGGAUUACUUCUGUACUAUUUUCUUAGCUACCAAGGCUUGGACAUUCACGUUGAUUACAUAGUGCUGGCGGUAAUGUGCAAUGCAUUACUUUUCUUUGCUCUGAUCGUAUUCGUCCCACCAAUUUACCCCCUGGUGAAAGAAAAAGUACCCACAUCUCUCAAGACGGUCAAAUACCACAUGAGUUUGCCAGGGAUAACCAAUUCAUUAGAGCCAAGUUCACCAGCAAACUCUGAUGUGCCUCUUCGUUUUGACCAAACUAACUGUGAUUUCUGA
This is a messenger RNA of Geodia barretti, 2169 nucleotides long. Lineage: Eukaryota; Metazoa; Porifera; Demospongiae; Tetractinellida; Geodiidae. The record is from the annotation of a GenBank genome assembly.